This is a messenger RNA of Diversispora eburnea, 183 nucleotides long. The record is from the annotation of a GenBank genome assembly. Lineage: Eukaryota; Fungi; Glomeromycota; Glomeromycetes; Diversisporales; Diversisporaceae.
AUGGAAAAUAACAUAGAAUUAGAAAUAUCAACACAGCAUCCUGAAGCAUAUGAAAUAAGUAGACCAUUAAGUGAAUAUAUCAAUGCUGCAAAAUUACUUUCAAGAGAUUCUAGAGAAGAUGAUUUGGCUAUAGAAUGGCCAGAUUCUAGUUCAGUAGAUAAAAUCGGCGAAGAAUUAGAAUAA